AUGAUUUGGAUAAAAAAAAUUCCUUCUCCCACUCCUCAUCACCUCAGAAACUACAACCUCUCACUCAGAGAUCAGCACGCUACAUUUCAUUACAUAUCAGUGGCUUUCUACUACUCUACUCCCACUACUAUUGGUGGUGGUGAAUCUGAAGAGAUGGUCGGUCUAAUAUCGGAACGCUUGAAGGUUUCCCUCUCUGAAACCCUCACUCGCUUCUACCCACUUGCUGGAAGAUUGAGAGACAAUCUCUUAGUCGAUUGCAACGAUGAUGGUGUUGAUUUUGUUGAAGCUCGAGUCAUUAACAACUUCCAUCUUUCAAACUUUCUUGAUGAACCCAAACUUAAAGUCAUCGAUCAUUUGGCUCCACCCGAACCAACAGAUUACUACAAGUCCCCUCUUUUACUCGUUCAAGUCAACUUUUUUCCAUGCAACGGAGUUGUCGUUACUGUGAGAAUGUCGCACAAAAUUGCUGAUGGAUUCUCCUUUGGCAUAUUUAUAAAGGGUUGGUCAGACAUCGUUCUUGGAUCUACUGACACCAUAGUCCCAGAUUUUAAUGCUGCCUCCUCUCGCUUCCCUCCAAGAGACGAUUGUUAG
Molecule: messenger RNA, 591 nt
Organism: Camellia sinensis
Lineage: Eukaryota; Viridiplantae; Streptophyta; Magnoliopsida; Ericales; Theaceae
Source: RefSeq, a predicted model, not a curated record